ACCAAACGCUCUUCAAUUUCUCUGCCCGCCAUUAAUGGAAACUGGAAAUCACAUAUCUGCAUACUUGUGUAAUUCAUUUAAGUUUAAAUUCAGCCAUGCAAUUCAAAUUCUGUAUAUAAAGGGGCCUACCGUAGCAGUGCUUCUUCGCAUUGUUCCACAAUGAAGUGCGAAGGCCACGACCGCGAUGUUGCGGAUUACCGGAGGCCGCGGCGGAGGAGAGAAAUCUGCCGGAGUUUCACUUGUAUUUCGCCAUCGUUUAUCUUCUGGCGUUGGUUCAAUGGCGGGAAAUCUAGGGUUCCGAGAACGAAAUUCGCGGAGAGAAAUUGGGGAAAGGGGGAAAUCGACGCGGAUCUAGAUGUACAGAGAGAAAUUGGAGUAGUAUCUCCUUCCACGGAAGAUUUUUCAGAGAUUGGGAAAGAGGCUACGUUCAACCUUGGGGUUGGGUAUGGUCUGAUCUAUCUUGUUAGAAUUGAGCUCAGGAAGAUGGCUGAGCUGCGGGAGAGAAUCGAAUCGCUGCUGCAACACUUCCAAACAGAAAUUGAAAAUCAAGGCGACGAUCAUCUUCAUAUGCGCUCUGCAUCCAGCAUUUGUUCUUCUCUUACUAACAACCAUGUCCAGGAAAUCCUGUAUGCCGAGGAGCACAAUUCGGUUCAAUGUUCAUCUCCAAAUGAUGUUAAUCAGCCUGAAAUUGGUUUUCGUUGCGAUCAAUUUAGGAGGCAGGGUAGUAGUUCGAGAAUGGAUCAACUCGAGGCAGAACUGGAAGCUGAACUCGGUCGCUUACAUCUCCCGGAAAAAGGAGAAUUUUCAUAUCCAGAGUUAAAUGAGGAGCAAAAUGGUGCUGAAUUGAGCCUCAACAUGUGCCGCGAAGAACACGAAUUUAGCCGGGACGAGUUCCACGGCGUAUCUCCGAGAGAUCUGGAGAGAAAACUGUACCAAGUGCUGGAGGUGAGGCAGCAGGAAAAGAUAAACGAGCUUGAAUCAGCUCUAGACUACGCAGUGCAGCAGCUAGAGGAGAAAGAAACAGAGGUUCUGAUGUGGAGAGACGCGGCACGCCUCGUUGCUCAGCACCUUCCCGCCUUCGCCGCCAUGUCGGCGCAGGUGUGAAUGGAACCAGGAUUUGAAGUUGUUGAAAGAGGCACAAAUCUGGGAAUCAAGUCUGUAUAGAAAUACAAUAUGAACAUCCUAACAAUGUAGUAGGAAAUGUUGGGGCGUAAUUGUUAGUUUCCUGAAAGUUUUGGGUUUCUUUGUUAAAUAUUUUUCAGUCACUUCUUUAAUUUGCAGGAAUGUAAGGGCGAGAAUGAGAUAUCUAAGUAUGAGCGUGGGCCUAUUUCUCGAAUCGUGGGCCCAAAAUAACAAUGAACUAUAUACUUCCCAACUCCAUAUUUGUAAAGCCCAAAUCU
Molecule: messenger RNA, 1400 nt
Organism: Salvia miltiorrhiza (redroot sage)
Lineage: Eukaryota; Viridiplantae; Streptophyta; Magnoliopsida; Lamiales; Lamiaceae
Product: protein POLAR LOCALIZATION DURING ASYMMETRIC DIVISION AND REDISTRIBUTION-like
Exons: 3
Coding region: 160-1104 (314 amino acids)
Biological process (GO): asymmetric cell division
Source: RefSeq, a predicted model, not a curated record